Molecule: messenger RNA, 4840 nt
Organism: Cottoperca gobio
Lineage: Eukaryota; Metazoa; Chordata; Actinopteri; Perciformes; Bovichtidae
Product: rho GTPase-activating protein 7
Exons: 18
Coding region: 217-3705 (1162 amino acids)
Biological process (GO): actin cytoskeleton organization; signal transduction; regulation of Rho protein signal transduction
Molecular function (GO): GTPase activator activity; lipid binding; protein binding
Source: RefSeq, a predicted model, not a curated record
AGUAGGAAUAUGUAACUGUUGAACAUGUGGAAUAUGGCUCAGACCCCGGCGGUAAAAACUCCACUGCGGAGAUCCUUCAGCGAGCAUGUGAAAGAUUCCACCAACAAGGCUUGGGAUGUCUUCUGGAAGAGUGUGAGGGAGAGGCGGCUGUCGGGACGGCAUCAUUCUUCUGCGCCAACUAGAUGAGAGCUGGGACCACACAACCUUUACUGCACCAUGGAGAGCUGCAAAGAGGACAAACUACACAGACUCACUGGAGCAAAUCACAAGCACCCUAUUUACAAAGAGAUUGAAGCCAAGGAGGCCUGUGAUUGGCUGCAAGCGGCCGGCUUCCCGCAGUAUGCGCAAUUAUUCAAAGACUGCAGGUUCCCUAUUGACAUUGAGUGGGCGAAGCAGGAUCACCACUUCCUGGAUAAGGAUGCUCUUGAUUCACUCUGCAGGAGAUUAAGCACUUUAAACAAAUGCGUGGAAAUGAGGCUGGAGCAGAGGAGAUCAAAACGAAGGGGAGACAACUGUGACGAAGAAGACUUCUGUGCCAUCAGCCCCAACUGGACCUACGACAGGCGGACGCGGCGAUGGCAACGCCUCGACUCCACAAUGGACAUCCUUCGCUUGUCUGACAGCCCCACUGGACCCCGCGAUGUGUCUCUGUGUGACCGCCAUGACGUCUGCUCCAUCCACAGCUCCAGCAGCACUGAGAGCGAAGGCCACAACGGACAGCACAAGAAUCAAACCAUCACAAGCGCCUCCCUCAGCGCUACCGCCAGCACCACGGACGACCUGGAGACCAGCAGGAGCUCCUCCCGCUGCUCCUCCACGAACAAGACGCCUUCGCUGGACCCUUCGUUUAGUGGAUCGCCUUCCCCCGGUGGAAGUGGUGGAGGAUCGUCCACCGUGAGUCUGGAGGCCGGAGGCUGCUUUUCAGACAAGCCGCCCAGGAAGAAGGGCACCAGUCUGCUGAGGAAGAUGGAGAAACUGAGGAUGAGGGGAACGGCCAGCCUCCUCUCCUCUGCUCACAGCGGUGGUGCUAACGGCGGGAGUCGGGCCCGGCCCACUUAUAACGUGCCGGUUCAGGUCCAGGAGGAGGAGAAGAUGAAGAGGUUAAACAGCCCGUCAAGCCUGCAGGGUCUUCCCAACAGCCGUGCGUCUUCCUCGCCCUCGUCUCCUCACACUAUCAGCAGCAGUAGCAGUAACAGCCAAUCAGAGAGCAGCAGCACCGUCAGCACGCCCAGCCCGGUCACCCGGAUCAGGAGUAACUGCAAACGUUCCAACAGCGGCAUCGGGGUCGGUGGUGGAAUGACCCGGAACAACCAGAACCACACGGGAACAGAGGACUACAGGAACCAGAUCAACAACAACAACGGCGGCCACGAGACUCUGGUGUUCCAGAUCCCCCACGGACACAAACCGGGGACCUUCCCCACUUCUCUGGCACACAAACACACCAUCCUGUCCCCCGUCAUCGACAACACCUCCGUCAACUGGAGGACAGGGAGCUUCCACGGUUACCGGGGGCGGAACAGUUGCCGCCUAGGCACGUCAUCGCUGGCCACGGGGGACCGGGGGACCUCGUCAUCUUCCCCUUGUGAUGUCGCGGUCCCCAGUCCGCUCGCUAUGCUGGAUCACCGGCUGAGUAUCUACGACAACGUGCCCGACGAACAGCAGCUGUCUGAAAGUGAAGGUAGCAGUGGCAGCGAUGCAGAACGGAUGGGUGAGGAGUCAGAGGUGAGUCGAUUGUUGGCAGGUGAAGACGUUUUCUCGGCUCUGGACAGCGUUUUGGAGCGGAUCAGUGACCUCCAACAACUGGUCUCCACCUGGUCUGAAAAUCUAUCAGAGGACGACUGUCAGAGAGGUUCCUCCUCCUCUUCUUCCUCCUCCUCCUCUUCCUCGUCCACCUCUUCCUCUUCUUCCUCCAAGGACUCAGCUAACCGCGGCUCCUCUGCAGCCUCCCCCUGCUCCUCCUCCCUCAGCCACAUCCACCUGCAGGUGCAGCAUCCGGAGGAGAGGGAGGAGGUAAAGAGCCAUGAGGAGGUACCUGUGAACAGAGAGGAGCCCAAGACCAGAUCACCUCAACCCAGGAGCAGCAGAGUGAGCCAGCAGCUGCACUGGUCCAGCGAGCAGAGCCUGCCCUCCUUGCCCUCCAGUCCAGGAGUGGAGAACCAGUCUGUGUCCCAGUUCCUCCUGCUGCAGAAACUCUCUCUGCUCAAACUCACCGCUCUGAUGGACAAAUACUCCCCGUCCAGUAAGCAGGGCUGGAACUGGACGGUUCCUAAGCCGCAGAGGAAGACCAAGGUGAUGGAGGUGAAAGGUCGUCGCGUUUUUGGGGUUCCUCUGCUGUUCAGCGUCCAGCAGACAGGAGAGCCACUUCCUCCCAGCAUCCUCAGAGCGCUGGUCUACCUGAGGACCGAGUGUUUGGACCAGGUGGGUCUUUUCCGUAAGUCAGGGGUGAAGUCUCGGAUCCAGUACCUCCGAGAGCUGGUGGAGUCUGACCCAGACGGCGUUUCGUACGACGGUCAGUCGGCCUUCGACGUGGCCGACAUGGUGAAGCAGUACUUCAGAGACCUGCCUGAACCCAUCUUCACCAGCAGACUCUGCGAGUCCUUCCUCCACAUUUACCAAUACUUUCCCAAGGAUCAGCAGCUGGUUGCAGCUCAGGCAGCCAUCUUGCUGCUUCCUGACGAGAACAGACUGGCACUGCGGACGCUGCUGUUCUUCCUGCGUGACGUGGUGGCCUGCGUGGACGAGAACCAAAUGACUCCAACCAACAUUGCAGUUUGUCUGGCGCCGUCGCUCUUCCACCUCAACACCCUGAAGAGAGACGCCAACGCACCCAGGUCGAGUCAUAGGAAGUACAGCCUGGGCCGCCCGGACCAGCGGGACCUGAGUGAGAACCUGGCUGCCACGCAGGGCCUGGCCGACAUGAUCACAGAGGCCCAGAGACUCUUCCAGCUUCCAGAGUUUUGGCCCGGUCAGCUUUCAAGUGCUGCAGGCUCCACGGAAGACUCCCUGUCUGAGGAAGGAGAAGGCCGGGUGACCCCCAGUCAGAGUGGAGGAGAGGAGGAGCAGGAGGAGCGCAGGAGCAAGCUGCAGCUGAGCACCCAGCACCUCCUGAAGGAGGCCAGAGAGAAGAGCCGAGGCUGGGAGAGCCACCCAGCUCCAGAGCACGUGGAGCUGGCCUUCAAGAAGAUGGACGACGGCUGCCCGCUGUGGAUGUGGCGCGGCUCCGUGGAAGUGGACGCCCCCCAGAAGGAGCUGCUCCACCGGCUGCUGAGGGAGCAGGAGCUGUGGGAGGGAAGCCUGCGCCAGGCCGCCGUCAUCCAGGCCUUGUCAGAGGACGCCGAAGUCUUCCGCUACGUCCUCCACGGCCACGGCCACGGCCUCGGCCCGGUCUCCGGGCCCCCACAGGACCAUCUGCUGCUCAGGACGUGGCAGGCAGACCCGUCCUCCGGCCCUCUGUACCUGUCCUCUGUAUCCACGGAGCACCCUGAGGUGCUGUCGGAGGGGGUGAGAGCCCACGUCCACUCCUGCCUCUACGUGCUGGAGCCCACCGGAGCCAGGAAGACCCGACUGACGCACCUCUGUCGAACAGACACCAGAGGCCGGUCCCAGGAGUGGCACAGCAAAGUGAGCGGACGUCUGCUGGCCUCCCGGCUCCUGGCCAUCAGGGACUCCUUCAGAGCCGAACACAAAGAGACCAAGAUAUGAGCAAGAAGUGGGGGGGCUGAGGAUGAUCUCCAGAUGUCGUCACCCUGAACUUGUAGCCUGGUUAAUAUGCAUCUCUUCACACCUCAGGGUGGACUGCUGGGGGGGAAAUAAGCAUCAUACAGCAUCGAGCUUUAAACAAGUGAGAGCGGAACUGUACGAGUUCCCUUUUCCAGUCAGUCACCUUGCAGAGCGCCAGCAGCCCCCCCCCCCCCCUCCCUGCACGCCCUGCUGCGUCUGUUGCACUUCACUCAAGCUCACAAGACCCCAGAGAGCUUUGACAAAAGACAUUUUGAUGGGAGGAUGAAAAGCUUGACUUCUAACUGAGGGGGGGGGAAGGAGGGCGAGACGGUGCAAGUGGACCGUGUGGUAUCAGGAGUCACGGUUCUGCAUCGUAUUCUUUCCUGGAGCCAGAGAGAGAGAGAGAGAGAGAGAGAGAGAGAGAGAGAGAGAGAGAGAGAGAGAGAGAGAGAGGGGGGGGGGGGGGGGGGGGGAACACGUGGCAGCUGCCUGGAGGAACACAGGAAAUAAGGGCCGAGAACAUCAGGAAACAGACUUUUAGCCACCAGACAUUCAAUGGAAAGGAAAGAAGGGACGAGGAGAGAAGGCAGCAUCUGUACUGACCCUACGACCAGGAGCAAAGCAGUGGGGGGGAACCGGAUGACGGGGGACGUUUGAAUCCAUCCCGUUCAGUGACAGGACACACACGUGUGACAGUUCAAAGACGAGCGAUAUCUACCUCUCCACAGUUACACGACUUUGACGCAGGACAAAGUUGCGAUUUGACGGAGGCGUCGUGGCGCGGCGGGGAGCGCGCCUUUUGUGCGCGCUCCCCGGCUCUGUGACGAAUAUCCAACCAGACGUCUCUCCCUCCAAACUUCCAGAUUAGUUUUUUUAACAUUUGUAUUUAUUGGUAGUGCGUCUCUGCGCUUGUACAGUCGUGUUACUUUACUUUCUGUGUGCGCAUGUCAAAGUCAUAUUCCAGAUUAUUUAACUUGACGCAUAUCUUAAAACAAAUCUUAUAUCUAAAAAACACAAAUCUUAUUUAAUUUCGAGCUUUCAGAAAAUGUUUGUGUGAGUGUGAAAUCUAAAUGCAUCAGAACCGAACGCCUAAUUAAAAUGUUUAUUUCUCUCUGAA